Messenger RNA from Hordeum vulgare subsp. vulgare (domesticated barley), 1849 nucleotides. RefSeq lists its product as uncharacterized. The coding region runs from base 174 to 1445 and encodes 423 amino acids. The record is from RefSeq and is a predicted model, not a curated record. The transcript is spliced from 5 exons. Lineage: Eukaryota; Viridiplantae; Streptophyta; Magnoliopsida; Poales; Poaceae.
UGGAUGCCUGUGUGUAUUUAUAGCGAGCUCGAGGGCGGUAGGAAGAAGACAACCGCGCCAAUGCUGGUGCGCGCGCGCACAUACUGACUGACGCCUUGGAAGAGUAUUAAGCUUCUUCCUCUUCUUCUUCUGAUCCUAGGCUGCUACGAAACUCAGGGCAGCCCUGCUCGUCGAUGGCUUCUUGCUGCUGCCCAAUCAUUGCCUCCUUCGUCUCUUUCCUCCUCGUCUUCCCCGCCCUCGUCUCCUCCGCGACGACGGGCAAUGGCAAUGGCAGCACGACGGCGCUCCGCUUCGGCGAGGAGCAGCUCGGGCUCCGGCGGAUGAGGGCCCAGCUCGCCAGGGUCAGGGAAGCCACUGUCAAGACGAUCCAGAGCCCUGACGGCGACGUCAUAGACUGCGUGCCCUCUCACCUGCAGCCCGCGUUCGACCAUCCCAGCCUCAGAGGCCAGAGACCAGAGGACGAACCUGCGGCAAGGCCAGGGAAUGCCGACGCCGUGGAAGACGACGAGGAGGAGGAGGUCUUGCCGCAGACGUGGAGGAGCUCCGGCGAGUGGUGCCCGAAGGGGACCAUACCGGUGAGGCGGACGACGGAGGGCGAUCUGCUCAGGGCCAGUUCCGUUCGGAGGUUCGGGAUGAAGCCCAAGAGUGCCGCGGCGCGGCGGGACUCCACCAGCAACGGCCAUGAGCACGCGGUGGGGUACGUGACCGGCGGGCAGUUCUACGGCGCGAAGGCGAGCCUGAACGUGUGGCCGGCGCAGGUGUCGUCGCCGGCGGAGUUCAGCCUGUCCCAGAUCUGGGUCAUCUCCGGCUCCUUCGGCAACGACCUCAACACCAUCGAGGCCGGGUGGCAGGUCAGCCCCGAGCUAUACGGGGACAACAGCCCGAGGUUCUUCACCUACUGGACCAGCGACGCGUACCAGGAGACGGGGUGCUACAACCUGCACUGCGCGGGGUUCGUGCAGAUCAACGGCCGCGUGGUGAUCGGCGCCGCCAUCACGCCGGUGUCGGCCUACGGCGGCCGGCAGUUCGACAUCACGCUCAUGAUCUGGAAGGACCCCAAGAAGGGCAACUGGUGGCUGCAGCUGGGCCCGUCGGGCGCGCUGGUGGGGUACUGGCCGUCCUCCCUCUUCACCCACCUGGGCGCGCGCGGCCGCGGCGGCGCCGACAUGGUGCAGUUCGGUGGCGAGGCGGUGAACACGCGGCCCUCGGGGUCGCACACGCCCACGCAGAUGGGCAGCGGCCGGUUCCCGGGGGAAGGGUACGGCCGCGCGGCAUAUUUCCGCAACUUGCAGGUCGUGGACUGGGACAACAACCUCAUCCCGGCGGCAGGGCUCCGGCUCCUCGCCGACCACCCGGGGUGCUACGACAUCGCCGGCGGCCAGGGCGGCGCGUGGGGCAGCUACUUUUACUACGGCGGUCCAGGCAGGAACGUCCGGUGCCCCUAGGACUAGGACGGAACCAAUACUGCUUACUCACGCCACAGAUGCUAAUUCCAGCAAAAUUAAUACUGUACUACACCACAAAAGACUUUUAUUUGCAUGCAUGCCUGUUUGUUUUCUUUAACAUAAAAAAGCAUUCACAUUGACCCAAACAAAGCCUUCCCUUGCUCUGCUCCAGCUACUCUUCUUCCUCUAUUCUACUCCCUCUGGUCCUAAAUAUAAAUCUUUUUAAACAUUUCACCAAACACUACGUACGAAUGUGUAUAAACAUAUUUUAGAAUGUAGAUUUAUUUAUUUUAUUUCGUAUGUAAUCCGUAGUAAAAUAUCUAAGAAACUUCUAUUUAGAAAUGACGGGAGUAGUUUGUUGGAGGAUCGAGUACAAUUUGCUAUCAAAUAUGAAUUUGACAUAA